AUGAAGAUCCCGCAGAAGAUUCAGGCGGCAUUAGAUGAGGGAAGGAAGGUAUUCUCGUUCGAGUACUUCCCUCCCAAGACCGCGGAUGGCGUGGAGAAUCUGUUUGAUCGCAUGGAUCGCAUGGUCGCGUACCAGCCUGCGUUCUGCGACAUCACGUGGGGAGCAGGCGGAUCGACGGCGGAUCUCACCCUAGAGAUCGCCACUCGCAUGCAGAACAAUACCUGCGUGGAGACGUCGAUUCAUCUGACGUGCACCAACAUGCCCGUGGAGCGCAUCGACCACGCGCUGGAGCACAUCAAGAAUCUGCGUGGAGAAAUCUGCGUGGAGACGUCGAUGCAUCUGACGUGCACCAACAUGCCCGUGGAGCGCAUCGACCACGCGCUGGAGCACAUCAAGGCCGCCGGCCUGCAGAACGUGCUCGCGCUGCGCGGCGACCCCCCGCACGGCCAGGACAAGUUCGUCGCGGCGGAGGGCGGCUUCUCUUGCGCGCUCGACUUGGUGAAGCACAUUCGCGCCAAGUAUGGCGACUAUUUCGGAAUCACGGUUGCUGGAUAUCCAGAGGCGCAUCCUGACGCCAUCAGCGGCCCUGACGGUGCGACGCCAGAGGAGUAUCAGAAGGACCUGGAGUACCUCAAGGCCAAGAUGGACGCGGGCGCGGACCUGAUAGUGACGCAGCUGUUCUACGACGUGGACAUCUUCCUCAAGUUCGUGUUGCUCCCCAUUGCCCUCUCCCCUUCAAACCUGUUGCUGCUCUGUAUGGAUGCGGGCGCGGAUCUGAUAGUGACGCAGCUGUUCUACGAUGUGGACAUCUUCCUGAAGUUCGUGGCGGACUGCCGCGCCAUGGGAGUGAGCGAGCCCAUCAUCCCGGGCAUCAUGCCCAUCACCACGUACGGCGGCUUCAAGCGCAUGACCGCCUUCUGCAAGACCAAGGUUCCCCAGAGCAUUCUGGACGCGUUGGAGCCGAUAAAGGAUAACGAGGAGGCUGUUAGGGCGUACGGCAUCCAACAAGGCACGGAGAUGUGCCGGCGCAUUCUGGAUGCGGGCAUCCACACCCUCCACAUGUACACGCUCAACCAGGACAAGACCACCAUCGCCAUCCUCAAGGUACAGUUGGGGACAAGACCACCAUCGCCAUUCUCAAGGUGUGACCUGGCUGGGUGCGUGCUUUCGGUUAUGCGCGUGGGAGUGGUGGGAAGGGAUGUGGGCAUCCACACCCUUUACAUGUACACGCUUAACCGGGACAAGACCACCAUCGCCAUCCUCAAGGACAAGACCACCAUCGCCAUCCUCAAGCUGAGUUUGGUUGGGGUGGGGAACCUGGGGCUCAUAGAGGCGUCCAACAUCCCUCGUGCGCUGCCGUGGCGGUCAGCAACCAACAUCGUCCGAUGCACAGAGGACGUGCGCCCCAUCUACUGGUCCCUGCGUCCCAAGAGCUACCUGGCGCGCACAGCAUCGAGGACCAAGCUCCCCUCUGGCCGCCUGGGCCCUGCAGAGGCGCUGUCCCUGCGCCCCAAGAGCUACCUGGCGCGCACGGCAGCGUGGACCAAGUUUCCCUCUGGCCGCCUGGGGCCUGCAGAGGCACUCUCUUACAGCGACCUGCCCGCCAAGCACAGGGCGUUCCUCAAGAGGAAGUCGCGGGCUACGGCUCUUGCUAGGGACUGGGCUGUUCCCGUUGCUUCCACUGAAGACGUCAAGCAGCUCUUUGCUCGGUUUGUGAGUGGCGAGGUGAGCAGCUUCCCCUGGAGCGAGGCGGUGGAGGCCUCCCUCUCUGCGGACUCAGCUCCCAUCAGUGCUCAGCUGCAGGAGUUGAACGCGGCUGGACUGCUCACCAUCAACAGCCAGCCCGCUGUCAAUGGCGCCAAGUCCGACGACCCUGUUCUUGGUGAGUGUGCUGUGCUGGGUGCUGAGACUGCGGCAGAAGGCUCUGCUUUGAGUGGGUGGGUGCUGAGACUGCGGCAGAAGGCUGCUCUCCUUGAGAAGGCCAAAGCCACUCCCUCCAUCUCCCUCAUGGCUGUCAACUCGCAAGGCAUCAUGUGCUUGCCACGGGCCCAUGUGUAUUGGUCUACCUUACCAGUGUCUCCAUCCCCCUCUCCCUUUUUUUACUUUUGCACCCCUUGUUUCCCUCCAGGGUGGGGAGGCCCCGGGGGGUACAUCUACCAGAAGGCAUACGUGGAGUGCUUUGCCCCGCACGACAAGGUCACCACGCUCCUGGAAAAGGCCAAGGCCACGCCCUCCAUCUCCCUCAUGGCGGUCAACUCGCAAGGCCACGUGCUCGCCACCGGCCCUGGCACUCCCGCCUCCACCACGCCCUUCUCUGCGAACGCGGUCACGUGGGGGGUGUUUCCGGGGAGGGAGGUGGUGCAGCCGACGGUGGCGGAUUUCAUGUCGUUUCUGGCGUGGAAGGAGGAGGCGUUUGGUGCGUGGGUGGAUGACUGGGCGGGGCUUUACAAGGAGGAGGAUGAGGGCACACCCUUGGCUAAAAAGCUGCUGCAGGAGAUCCACGACACCUAUUACCUUGUGAGCGUCGUUGACAAUGACUACGUCAGCGAGCCCCCUUCCCAAGAAAGUCGAGGUGGUGAGAGUCGUUUGACGCGCUUCGAAGGGCUAAGCAGGAGCGGCAUCAGUUGUACUAGGAGCGCGAGUAGCAGCGGCAUCUCCGAGGGAAUUUGCGGCGGAAUUUACGGAGGUCAUGCGACGGGCGCGAGGCGGAUAAACACACGCGCGCACGCGCCGCCGCCGGUUUUCACGGGCGAGCAGUGGACGACGGCGCACGCGUUCACGGCUGCUGAGGUGGCAGCGUUCGCGCACAUGACGGGCGACCUGAACCCCAUCCACCUCGACGCGCGCGCGGCGGAGGCGGCGGGAUUCGCGGAGUGCGUGGUGCAUGGGAUCCUGGCGGCCAGCCUGUUUCCCGCUCUCAUCGCGAAACACCAUCCAGGCGCCAUCUACGUUUCUCAGACGCUGCGCUUCCUGGCGCCCGUGCACGUGGGCGAGCAGGUGACUGCAACAGUGGAAGCAAUAUCAGUGGUGGCACACCGACACAGAUUCAGAGUCACUUUCGCAUCCAAGGCAUUCAAGACGCCGCGUGUCACGCCAGCAGCAGCAGCAGCGGAUGCAGGAACGCCGGGGGAAGCGGCCUCACCUCGCCCCGUGCUGGCGCUGGAUGGCAUUGCCGUCGCCAUCAUCCCUCCCCUCAACAAAGACCCUCCAAAGCCCAUGGAGUGUAGAGACGACUUGUUGCGUACUGGUUUGCAAUCACUGUAG
Molecule: messenger RNA, 3264 nt
Organism: Closterium sp. NIES-65
Lineage: Eukaryota; Viridiplantae; Streptophyta; Zygnematophyceae; Desmidiales; Closteriaceae
Source: the annotation of a GenBank genome assembly